UAUUACUGAAAAGUGAAAACACAAAUAGGUUCCUCCUCCUCUUACAUUUUUGUUCAAUAAAGGAAGAAAAUGAAAUUGAUAAAAUACUAGUACUGGUUGCGAGGUAGGCGUCUCCGCUUCUUUCCUCUCCUAUCCCUCUCAAGAACGUCUUCCAAAAUUUCUGAGACAAGCCAAUCUUUCUGCUGCCAAUGUUGAGAUUAGGGUUUUGAUGUUAGUCAUGUUAAACAAUGGUUGUGUAAUCAUAUUUAUACCAUCCGUCCAUACAUACCAGUUGAGUAUUCAUAUAAUUUGAAUUUGAUUAGCUAGGGUUUUGUAUUUGGGGAUUUUGACAUGUCAGAAACUUCCAAAGCUCGCGUCACUAUUACACUUGGGCGCGGUGGUCAGGUGGUGAAGAGAGCUGCAACGGUAUCGGAUGAUUAUUCUAAUUCUCAGCAAGGUGCUGGGAGUAAGCGGUCUGUUAUGGAAAGAUUAGGAAGUAAUUCAGACAUUUUGUCAUUGCAUGGAAACCAACUUAGCAACAAACGGCAAAGAGGGGACAACAGGUUGACAAGUAUAGGUGCUAAUGGUGUGGAAGAUGCUCGCAUUGGUAAAGAUGACCUACGUUACAAACUCAUGCAAAAAAAUGUAUUUAGUAGAACUCAAAGUGACGAUGACCAGAAAACCAUGGACCUUCGUGAAAAGCUUUCUAGGACAGUCCGGUCUUCAGGCCCUCUGCUCAGUAAUCUUGAUGCACGGCACCGCCUGCCUGACCCAAAGGACACUAGCAUCUUAGGGAGAAUUCCUCCCACAAGAAGUGCAGAUGUUUUACACCACAUGGAUUCUUCCAGAAAUUCCUUUUCUCCUUGGACUUUGGAUCAUAUAAGACGAAGAUCUCCAGAUAGAGUUAUGAGUUCUUCCGGGGGUUUAUCGCCACCCAGAAACAUGGAUAAUCUACAGCGAAGGCCUUUGAACAGGACAUAUGAUGCUGUUAGAACAGUUCCAUAUAUGAAUAAAGAUGUUCUUGAUACACCGAGGUCAGUGAGUAGCUCCACUACUUUCAUUACAAAAUCUGCCAUGCUGCCUCUAUCGCCAUCACCAACAGUGCCUGCAAAGUCUGUGGUACCGCUCAUGGGCCAUCUUCCUCCAAGUGGCAUUGUGCAGAAGAGUUCAUAUGUGGCAGAAGAACAACAAACUGUUGAAGGCUUACUGCAUUCAUUGGGAUUAGGGAAAUACGUUGUUCUUUUCAAGGCUGAGGAAAUAGAUAUGACUGCAUUGAAGCAGAUGGGGGAAAGGGACCUUAAAGAGCUGGGGAUACCUAUGGGGCCAAGAAAGAAGAUUCUUCUUGCACUCCUACCUCGUUCUAAAAGGCAACCUUGACAGUUGCACCUUAAAAUUCUAGUUAUGCUGGGAUUAUUUAGGUUGUAAUCUAAAAUGAGAAGCUCUUGUAGAACAAUCUUUUUGUGGAGUGUUAUCCUGCGCGUUUCUCCUCAUUUUAGGCUAGGAAUGACCCGUGAAUUGAUUGUCAAAUAUUUGCUUCCAAGAUAUAACUCCAUUGGUUAGUUUUUAUUUAUUAUUAUUUAUAUAUAUAGAGGAGAAUUUUGAGAUGCAA
This is a messenger RNA of Populus trichocarpa (black cottonwood), 1588 nucleotides long. RefSeq lists its product as uncharacterized. Lineage: Eukaryota; Viridiplantae; Streptophyta; Magnoliopsida; Malpighiales; Salicaceae. Gene Ontology annotation, molecular function: protein binding. The transcript is spliced from 7 exons. The record is from RefSeq and is a predicted model, not a curated record. Bases 331 to 1356 code for a protein of 341 amino acids.